UUCACCGAUCGAUCAGUGAUCAAUUCAUUAAUCAACAGAAACAUGAAUCAGAUAGUUUGAGUUUUUAGACAGAAACUGUGAAACGACCUGAUGAUCAAUCAGAAACUGAUCACAUAAUAUUUAUCUCAGAUCAGUGAUUAAAUUGAUUGAAAUGUGAAAAUGUUUGGAUGAAUCUGACCAAACUGGGGUGGGAGCGCUGGUUGUCUGACCUGGGUCUAGAUCAGAGGUCUUCGCCUGUGAAUCUGACCAAACUGGGCCAAAGUCCAGAUCUGAAGGAGCAGAACGGUUCUUUAACAUUGUCAGGGUUUCAAACACACUCCAGGAGUCAUGUGAUCAGAUCAGACUGACCUUAGAUCAGUUUGUCUCAGAGUUGAGUUUGAACAAAAUCAUUAGAAAUCAGAAACUGGUUUUUACUCCUCAGCCCAACAUCAGGACCAAAUAUACAACCACCACCACCACCCCCCUACUGGGUUCAUUGAAUGAGUCUGAACGUGGCCUCUACAACCCCCCCCCCCUACAAAAACCUACAAACUGCUGCUGACCCCCCCCCCCAACAUAUGUUUGUAUGUAUUUAUCACAGACUGCCCCCCCCCCCACCCCCCCCAAACAAUGACCUGUUACUCCUCUCUCUCAGUAUCUGCAGAGAUCAGUGUUGACCCCCUUCUCUGAUCAGAUCUGAAUCACCUCAGUACCUGGAGAUUACAGGUGAGCAGCAGCCGUUCUGGAGCUUUUGACCAUGUCACUGAACCUGAAUCUGUUUGAAGACGUCGCCUCCAUUUUGUGUCUGAACUGAUGAAUCAGAUUCUUCAGUCAGUUAAUGAGAGUCAGUCCUGAUCCUGAUCUAGGUUGAUCCGGUCCAGGUUCAGGGUUGGUGUGAAGACUCCAGAGCAGCUGCUGAUUGGAUGAACACCUCAGCAUCUGGACACUGAUGUGACCCUGAUGUUUCUCUGCUCCUCGGUCGUAGAUGAAUGUAGCUGUGUCCUGUCUGACCACCAGAGGGCAGAGAAACACAAAGAGUCUAAACUGUGAACAGCUGCUGAUCCAGGUGCUGUUGCUCUGCACCUGUUGCUCUGCACCUCCUCCUGAAGGAAACAUCUAGUAGCUGCUGUCUCUGGUCUGAGCCUGGUUCUGUGCCCAGAUAUUGAGGUGGUCUGGUCCUGAUGUGGUCCUGGUCCUGAUCAGCUGCUCCGUCACUAACCUCCCGUCUCCUCCUCCUGAAGCAGAUGGAGCUUUCAGUCGUUUCUCCUGGACUUCCUCUGUGUCCUGGUGGCUGGUGGGUAAAGGUCUCAUGGUGUCGGUUGUAUGUUACAAGACUGUUUGUCUCUGUGUUGAAGGUGUUUUUCCUGCUCUGUGUUGGGUUUUGUAUUUUUGGGAUCGUGUAGUUUUCAGGCUUCAGGUCUGAAUCCGUGAACUGAACCAUUUGAAUAAAGCUGAAGUGCACAAACCUUAGAAACACUAACCAGAGGACGAUGAGUAGUUUCUUUUUCAUCUCCAGGUUUAAAUCUGUUAAUGCUGAACUGAUCGAAUAAACUGUUUGAUGUCCAGACCUGAGACCACACUGACAAGGACCAGGUUCUGGUCUGCUGCAGUGAGUCUUUCCUCUGGACGGACACUGGAUGGCAGCAUCGAGCUGUGUGAGUGUUGUUAAUGACCAUGUCUAUCUCUUUAUGGCCACAGCUGGCGAGCAGCUGGUUACAGCAGGAUCAUGAGUUCAGUGAACUUCAGUGGCUUUCACAGUCUCCAGAUCUGGAUCUAGUAGAUCUUGAGCUGGUAGAUCCAGUAGAUCUGGAGACUGGCAGCAUGAAUGAAUCAGAGCAAAGAGAAGAGCUACCCAGAGUCAGAGAGGUGUUCCUAAUAAACUGAUCAGAGUCAGAAGAACAUGAAUUUCUGAACUAACAGACUCUGUCAUGUGACUCUGUGUCAGUGAAGACAUGUGACCUCGAGACUAAAAUUAUCCAGCAGCUGAUCAGAGGUCAGAUUUCAGCAGCAUGGAGGACGACUGCUGCUCUGCUACAAGAUAAUAAUAACAGAAUGAUCAGAGGGAAGACAAGGCUGCAGUUCAGAGGUCAGAGGUCAUCUCACCUGUCCAUCUGUGUGCUGUGACAUCAUCAUGGUGGGCGUGGCUGUGUGCAGCUCGGUCAGCUCCAUCAAAGCUCUGUGGGAGACGAGGAUCAGGAGGUGGAAGGAGGAGAAGGGCGAGGAGGAGGAGCAAAGGAGGAGGAGGACCAGAGGCGGGGCAACCUGCAGACUGAGUCUUGGUGUUUGGGAGGACCGGGCGACUCUGGCUCGACUUAAACAGAAGCUGCAGACAGAAGAUGGACGACUGGUCCUCCGAAUCGAACAGGAGGAGUGGGAGACUUUGCCGGGCUGUCUGGUCCAGUUCAGUCAGGUUCAGGAGUGGCAGAUCCACCGGACCGGACUGCAGAAGAUCCCUCACUUCAUCUCCAGCUUCCAAAACCUUCUGGUUCUUGAUCUGUCCCGUAACGGUGUCACAGAGAUCCCCAGACAGAUCGGUAAACUGACCCGGCUCAGAGAGCUGCUGCUGAGCUACAACAGAGUCCAGUUUGUUCCUGAGGAGCUGAGCAGCUGCGAGAGUCUGGAGAGACUGGAACUGGCCAUGAACCGGGACCUGGACCACCUACCAGACCAGUUCAGGAACCUGAAGAAGCUGCAGCACCUAGAUCUGUCCAUGAACGACUUCACCUGCCUGCCAGACUGCGUGGUUGCACUGCCGGUGCUCGAGUGGCUUGACAUGGGAGGAAACCGACUGCAGCACUUACCUGAGGACAUAGACAGGAUGGAGAAGCUGCACACUCUGUGGCUGCAGAGGAACGAGCUUGAGAAACUCCCAGACUGCAUCAGCAGGAUGGCGAGUCUGGACACUCUGGUCCUCAGCUGCAACAAACUGAGAGACAUUCCCCCUCUGAUGGAGGACAUGUCCAACCUCAGGUUUGUGAAUUUCAGGGACAACCCUCUGACUCUGGAUGUGACGCUGCCAUGCAGGGAGCCGAAGGCCGAGACUGAUGAGGACGAAGACGACAGAGAGAUGUUUGGACGGGAGUUCAUGCAGAUGUACAUCCACGAGUCCAGAAAGAGAGCGUACGCUGCGCUCAACAUGCACUGUGUCAACCGUUAG
This is a messenger RNA of Lates calcarifer (barramundi perch), 3136 nucleotides long. RefSeq names its product leucine rich repeat containing 39 (gene lrrc39). Lineage: Eukaryota; Metazoa; Chordata; Actinopteri; Centropomidae. The record is from RefSeq and is a predicted model, not a curated record. Gene Ontology annotation, molecular function: protein binding.